CUUAACGUCUUUUUGUCUAUCUGUAGAGGAUAUUGGAGGGCAACAUUUCUGGCAUGAAAUAGGACUAAUCAACUUAGUUGAGUUCGUAUUUAAGGCAAGGUGAAUUAAUUAAGACAGUUUUCAAAACAGUUAUCACAUGUGUUUUUCAACCUGCAGCCAGAGAAGCUUCUGCAGCUGAAGGACAGAAAGUCUUCGGAUGGUUUUUCCCUGAGCAAUGUCAAAACCAAGACGUCUUCACAGAGGAUACAAUGGAACCUACAGAGUCUCGUAGACAUGUGUCUAUGCCUGGCAAACCUGGCAGUCCAGAAGAAAGGCAUCUCUGGCGAUUAUCUAGUGGAAUGACAUUGGAAGAACUCCAUCAGUGGCGAGAGGUGUUGAUGAUAAAUCCAAUAAUGGCCGUGAACCCUUUAUUGACAGCAUCAGGGCAGCAAAGGAUCCCACUGGUUCCCUCUUCAUUUGAACCUCCAACUGUGGAUAGGUAUUUCUCACCAACAUGUUGGGGCAUUUUACCACCUGAAUCCAUAAAGGCAGUGGCCAGGAGAAAUGAAAUGAUUCGAAGGCAGCAUACUGCCAGGAUGGAAAUGGAAAUGCAUGCCAUUUACCAGCAAAGGAGAAUAGAAAAAGUGAAUCCCAAGGGACUCGCAGGCCUGGGGCUACCACUCCUCUAUGGCCCCAGUAUCUCAGCUGGCCCAGCCUCUUGCCAUAGCAGGAGCAUGCGCCCUGCCAGUGAGCUGCAUUUGCACCGACACUCCCUCAGAAACGUUCAGGGCAACCCCAUGCUGGUGGCACCUAGUCCACGCUUUCUAGAGAGCUGGGGUCAGAAAUAUCGUCGUCUCAGGAGAGGUGCAGGGAAUCAGAAAGUUCUAGACAGUGAUGCUGAGAGUCCCCAAAGUCAAGCAGAAGAAAAAACAAUAAGUCAGACUCAUGCGAUUCCCUCUGAAGAGGAGGAGUAUGUAAAAGACCCAGAAACAGAAACUCUCAACAAUCAGAAGUCAAGCGAAACCAAAGAAAAGCCAGCUACAGCUCUUGCCAACACCUGUGGAGAGAUGGAGCUUACUCACCAACAGCCCUGGGGAGUAGUUCAUGGUGCUCCCCUGGAAACAAAGGCCUGGGACCGUGGGAAAGAGAUGGCUUCAGAGCAGGCGUUUGCAGCCUGUGGUGAAAAGAACGGGCUUUACCCUCCAGUUCCUCAACCAUCUUUGCCCGGAACACAUGCACUGAUUACAACUGGGGGAAAUCUGCCCUUGGAUGAAGAUAUUCAGAAAUGGACCGUGAGUGACGUGCACAACUUUAUCAGUGGUCUUCCCGGUUGUUCAGGCUAUGCUCAGGUAUUUAAAGAUCAUGCAAUUGAUGGGGAAACUUUGCCGUUACUCACAGAGGAGCAUCUUCGGAGCACCAUGGGAUUAAAGCUAGGGCCGGCACUCAAGAUCCAAUCGCAGGUAUCUCAGCAUGUGGAAAGGAUGUUCUACAAGAAAAAUUUUUCACUUCCUGCCCAUACAAAACAAGCAUUUGAUCAACCAGCAGAUACAUCCCCUCUUCUGGAUUUUAAUUCCUGGGGUGACACAUUGAACAGUCCUUAUUCCCAGGAUGUAAUAAUUCCUAAAGGAAUUGAGCGAGAUAGUGUGAGAAAUUAAAACCCUCAAGGAGCAAGAACAGUCUUAGUCAGUUUUCCAAAGAGUCUAGGAUAUUCUUUCUGAAGGGUGUGUGAGGGUUUCCCAGGACCAGAUGGAGGCUGAGAGGGAGAGAAAGCCAGCCUUCCUGGAGCUGUCUUGGAGGAGGCCAUGCCUGAGAGGCUUCCCGAAGUGACCUCAGCACAAAGUGGCUGGAGGCAUAUCCUUGGAAGCAAAAGCUAAAGGAAGGACAGAAUUCGCAAACACCAAAAAAGCUUUGGUUGGAUGUUUCCAUGAGAAAUUCUCUAAAGAAUCCAAAAUAGCCAAUACUGAAAAAAAGAGUUCCUUCUCUCUCUUCUCUCAUUUCCCAUCCCCCAACCCAGAAAGAGACAGAGGCAAUCCAGUGGAGUAGGAAGGAGGCAGAAGAGAAAGUGAAGUACAAAGUAGAGAAAAAGAGAUGCUGACUACAAGGGCUCCAUCUUUUUUUUUAUUGCAGCCUCCAGGCUGAAGGAGGCCCAAGCUAGGGAAAAGCCGACGCCCUAAUCUUAAAGUGCGGAGUCUAACUAUUAUUCAGCAUUUUCUUUCUGACAUAAAAUUAUGUUAUGACUAAAAAUAACUAGAGGACUCAUCAUUAUCUGAGAGGGACAUGAAAAGUCCUUAUACCCACCUCAGAUUUCACCCAAGGGGUGGAGUAGAGUUAUCUCUGCAAACCAGGUUUGAAUUGGCAAGAUGGAGGGGAGAAGAUUAAAGUGGCUUUCGGCUUGUGCCCUAUGGAGUCCCACUUUGUCAUCUUCACAUCCAACAGAAAGCCUCUGAAAGGAUACACAAGAAACGGAUAUGAGUUUAUUCAGGGAGGGGACUGGGUAACAGUGUGUGAAGGUGACUUGCUACACACUGUCUUAUACAUUUUGAAUUUCUAACUAUGGGAAGGUAUUUUCUAUUUUUAAAAUUUACAUUUAAAAUGAAGAAACUGUAGUAAACAGCCUCUAAGAUGGCCCCUAAUGAUCUCUGCCUCCUAGUAGUCAUGCCCUUAUAUAAUCUCCUCUGUUGGGUGGAUUGGAUUUACAGACUCUUUUCUAAUGAGUAGAAUAUGAAAGACAUGAUGGGAUGUCACUUCUGUGGUUUCAGUCUGCGGUGCUCUCUCACUUUUUUUGGAAUCCUCACUCUUGAAGAAGCCAGCUUCUAGGCAGCCUGGCAGAGAGGCCCACGUGAUUGAACUUGGAAAUUGACCUUCUGAGAGCUGCCAACAGCGACUUGAGGGAAUUUGAAGGUGGCUCCUCCCUGAGUCAAGCCAUGAGAUGACAACACAGCUCCUGCUCACAGUUUAAAGGCAGCCCUGAGCCAGAGCCCCUCCGCUAAGCUGCUCCUGAAUUCCUGACCCACAGAAACUGUGAGAUAAUAAAUAUGUGUUGUU
This is a messenger RNA of Hipposideros armiger (great roundleaf bat), 3024 nucleotides long. RefSeq names its product sterile alpha motif domain containing 7 (gene SAMD7). The transcript is spliced from 8 exons. Lineage: Eukaryota; Metazoa; Chordata; Mammalia; Chiroptera; Hipposideridae. Gene Ontology annotation, cellular component: nucleus. Gene Ontology annotation, biological process: negative regulation of DNA-templated transcription. The record is from RefSeq and is a predicted model, not a curated record. Bases 249 to 1634 code for a protein of 461 amino acids. Gene Ontology annotation, molecular function: histone binding; chromatin binding.